Salpingoeca rosetta is the source of this 2574-nucleotide messenger RNA. RefSeq lists its product as uncharacterized. The record is from RefSeq and is a predicted model, not a curated record. The transcript has a single exon. Bases 64 to 2574 code for a protein of 836 amino acids. Lineage: Eukaryota; Choanoflagellata; Craspedida; Salpingoecidae. Gene Ontology annotation, molecular function: protein binding.
CAAAAAUCGUGCGACACUGAAAACUGCCCACAACACCACAAACUGCAACAAACCCACACGACGAUGUCUUCUCCCUCUUCUCCUCCUUCUUCCUCCGCCAAUGUGUGGCGGCCGCACGUGUUUGUUGACGGGUCGUGCAAGCUUGUGUCGUGCGGCGAUGAGGUGUAUGUGCAGAGCGGGCGGCGCGUGGUGGCGAGGCGGGACCUGGAGCCGGGCACGACCGUGAUUCUGCAGCGCGGCGUGGCCGUUCCGACGCCCUACCUGCCAGACCCGCUCACCGCCCUCCUGCACGGCGAUGAUGAUGAUGGUGAUGCUGAUGAUGAUGGUGAUGACGACCACGGGGAUGCGCGCGAGAGCCUCGCGUGGGCGGCGUCGAUGCAGAUGUGCUGCCCCAUCUGUUUUGCGGCGCGCGGGGAGCCGCAUGCUGGCGGGGAGAAGGGCUCGCGCACGUGUGCGACGCUUGCCGCGCUGCUGGCGCCCGUGGAGGGCGUGCUGUACCCGCGCGUGCAGGAGAACAAGGGCAAGCUGAAGGUGGACGACACGCUGCUCCGGCUGUGGCUGCGGGUGAUUGCGGUCCUGUGCAUUGACCGCCAGCCGCAGGACGCCGAGGCGACGGCGUUCAUCGGGGACUGGCACGAGGCCCUGCGCCAGUGCAGCCAGCUGGACACGUCUGCGCCGGACGGCGAGUGGAUCCUGGACGUGUUCAGCGCCGCCAACGCCUUUGUGGAGCUGCUGGACCCGGAGCACGUGCAGGCGCUGGAGGCGAAGCUGUGCCCCGCCAUUGCCAUCUCCCAAACGGCAGAGCGGGCCACCAGCGAUGGCGCCACCGGUGGCACCAACGAUAAUAGCGACGGCGACGGCGAUGGCUCUGCUGCGGCGACCGUGUCGGCGGCAGAGGCGCUGGUGGUCAUUGCUGGGCAGAUGAACUGCAACGGGUACCCGCUUCGGCUGUCGACUGCGCCCAACACGCUCGUGGGCAUGGGCAUCUUCCCUGCUGUGGCCAUGGCCAACCACUCGUGCUCGCCCAACUGCGCGGUGGUGACGCGGCCUGGCGGGCGCCUGGCCGUCGUCACCCUGCAGCGCAUCCGCAAGCACCAGGAGCUGACCGUCUCGUACGUGGACCUGCUUCGCCCGCGCGCGCACCGCCGCCAGUACCUGCUGGCCUCGAAGAACUUCCACUGCCGCUGCCUGCGUUGCCAGCACCCGGACGCGUUCACGUGGGACCGUGCGCUGACGCUGCCGCUGUGCAGCAGGUGCGGCUGUCUCCCGCGCUGGUCGCUGCCCUGGCGCAAGGGCGAGCCCGUCAUCGUCGAGGAUGGUGAUGGUGGUGGCGACGAUGGAGGUCAGGACAACAGCAGUAGCAAGGACAACGACAGCAGCAGCAAAGGCGACGCAACAACAACGACCUCCUCACCCGGCACCACAACAGCAACCACCCCCUCUUCCAACACCACGACCACGACCACCACCACCACCACGACCGCAUCACGGCAGCGGACGGCGAGCGUGAGCGGCGGCCGGAGCGGAGAGGACGAUGCAAGCGAGUACGAGUCGUGGACAAAGGACGGGCACGUGCUGGUGUGCUGGACGGAGGACGGUGGUUGCGGGCACAUGCUGCCGCCCUGGCUGCCAUCGGAUGUGCUGCCGCCACUACACGCCGCUAUUGACCAGUGUCAGGCUGCGCUGGCGAGGCUCACGCGCGCGCAGGUGCUCCGCGCCCAGAAGCAGAAGCAGAGGGAGAAGGAAGCAGAGGCGAAGCGAGAGAAGGCCAGGGCGGAGGAAGAAGCACGUGCCAAGGCCGCACAACAGCAGGAGGCGUUGGACGAUAGCGGCACGCCACGUGUGGUGGAUGUGACCGAGGAGAUGGAGAAGCAAGAAGCAGCCAAGAAGAAGCAGCAGCAGCAGCAGCAACAACAACAACAACAACAACAGAAGGCAGCACGUAACCAGGAAGGCACUGCCAGCAAGAGCGCCGGCAAUACAAACAGGCCCAGCACCGACAACGCCGGCAGCGCUGAGAACACCAAGCAUGACAGCAGCGGUGGUGAUGAGGAUGACAGUGCAGAUGUGACCCGGAUGUGUGAAGAGGCAAUUGCGAAUGCACAGCACGUGCUGAAGACGAGCGUUGAUGUGACCGUGUCCUGCUUCCACCACUCUGUGAUCCAGCUGCAGUGCGUGUUGUUUGCGCUGCUCAUCCGCACGUCCCCACGGGCCAACAUGCCUGCAAGCAUUGCUGUGCUCCACGAGGCCGUGCACGCGAUGGGGCGCCACCUGCCCUCGCUCUGGCCCGAGCUGAACGAGUGGCGCAUUCGUCUGCUCGAGGCAAACCAGGUGCUUGCACGCACGAGGAAGGACCACGGAGCCAAGAACGCCGGCAGCAGCAGUAACAGGAAGGACAGCGGGAAGGACAGGAAGAAGACGAAGAAGAAGGCAGGCAAAGAUGAAGGUGAAGCGGGCCUGAGUUCCAAGCAGCGCACGAACCUUCGCCAGGACGUGCUCGCUGCUGUGCGAACCGUUUGCGGCGAGGACCACCCGCUCUACACACGCGCCAGCACCGCGUGCGCCAACGUGUAG